AUGUACCUUAACCUUCAGCUACUACUACCAUUGUUGGCAACAGCGCUGCCCACAAACGCCUGCCUUCCGAACACUAUUACAUGCGACGCUACCGGUUUAGAUGUUGCUUUCUAUGCAAAUAGCGUAGUUCCCGAGGAAGCGUAUGGCAACAGCAGCGCAGUCUCUCCUGAUUACUAUCUUGGCCAGAACGCGUUGGGUACUGGCUCGACGAAUGAUCUGACAAUACUACGAGUGGACAUUCCCGACAACGAGUCACCGACGUACAUUGAAACGCUACCCUACUAUGCAAGUGUAAGCGGCACUUAUGCGGACAUCCCCUACAAUCCAAACAAUGGUACAUUUGUGUUCAGUGGGUAUUUCCGACCGCCCUUCACAGGUAUCUACAGCAUAUGUGUAGAAGUUGACAGCGUCGACAACUUCUACCUUGGAUCCGACCGGGCCUUCCCGUGCGGUGGGCAAGGCAUUGUAGCAGAUGCGGACCCCACUCUCGCAGUCACGAAUUUUGGGGACUCGGAGCCAGCCUGCAUCAUGCAGAAUCUCGUGGAAGGCUUUUUCUACCCCUUGCGGUCGGUCUACGGCAUGUACGGCCUACCCUCAGUCCUACUUACUAAUAUCACAUUCCCAGGAACGGGAGCGAACUUGGCUUCUCCGCUGGAAGGCUCGUUGUUCCCUCAGUCUUGUCAGACGCCGCCAACGACCAUGAUAGUGCGCAGUACUGAUCCCACUGACGUGGCCCAUUGA
Molecule: messenger RNA, 741 nt
Organism: Parastagonospora nodorum SN15
Lineage: Eukaryota; Fungi; Ascomycota; Dothideomycetes; Pleosporales; Phaeosphaeriaceae
Exons: 2
Coding region: 1-741 (246 amino acids)
Source: RefSeq, a predicted model, not a curated record